UCAUUUUUCUGUGCCCUAAUUUUGCUGUUCAAUGGAAGGUGCUGUCAAUGACCGUCUCGAAUUCGGGAAAAUGGGAUACGGAUGCAAGCAUUACCAGAGGAGAUGCAAAAUUCGAGCUCCCUGCUGCAACGAGAUCUUCGCUUGCCGUCACUGCCACAACGAGGCUAUGAGCACCCUCAGCAACCCCCUUGAUCGGCAUGAUCUUGUUAGGCAGAAUGUUCAGCAAGUCGUUUGUGCGGUUUGUGAUACUGAGCAGAAGAUUUCUCGGGUCUGUUCGAACUGUGGUGUCAAUAUGGGUGAAUACUUCUGUGAAGUCUGCAAGUUCUACGAUGAUGAUACUAGCAAAGGGCAGUUUCAUUGUGUUGACUGUGGGAUUUGCAGAAUUGGUGGCCGUGAGAAUUUCUUUCACUGCAAGAAGUGUGGUUCUUGCUAUUCGGUUGGUCUACGCGAUAAUCACUUGUGUGUGGAGAACUCCAUGCGACACCACUGUCCUAUCUGCUAUGAGUAUCUUUUUGACUCUCUGAAAGAGACAAUAGUUAUGAAGUGUGGCCAUACGAUGCACAUGGAAUGUUAUAGGGAGAUGAUGAAACAUGAUCAAUUUUGUUGUCCCAUAUGCUCAAAAUCAGUCGUUGACAUGUCUAAAGCCUGGAGGAAAAUAGACGAGGAGAUUGAGGCGACCGUCAUGCCUGAAGAUUACCGGUACAAAAAGGUGUGGAUCCUCUGUAAUGAUUGCAAUGACACUACCGAAGUCUUCUUUCACAUAAUUGGGCAUAAAUGCAGUCACUGCCGUUCCUACAAUACCCGCACCAUUUCCCCGCCAGUUCUCCCUUGGUGACCAGAUCAUUUGAAGUGGAAGAUCCAUUCAUUUCUGCUUGGAGUUAUACAUUCUUUGCUAGCC
Messenger RNA from Telopea speciosissima, 898 nucleotides. Its product is annotated as E3 ubiquitin-protein ligase MIEL1-like. The coding region runs from base 32 to 835 and encodes 267 amino acids. Gene Ontology annotation, cellular component: nucleus. Gene Ontology annotation, molecular function: ubiquitin protein ligase activity; zinc ion binding. NCBI's taxonomy places the organism in Eukaryota, Viridiplantae, Streptophyta, Magnoliopsida, Proteales, Proteaceae. The record is from RefSeq and is a predicted model, not a curated record. The transcript has 12 exons. Gene Ontology annotation, biological process: ubiquitin-dependent protein catabolic process; protein ubiquitination.